AUGGCCAUAAUGCAGGAGGAAAAGUUGCCGAAGAGGAAAAAUUCUUCUCCUCAUUUAUCAGGAAUUGUUAUAAAAGUGAAACCCCAAGCCAAGAAAGCAAGGACGGAUCCCACGAGGGCCACAAGCAGUCCAGAAGGAACUGCACAUGAUAGCAAAACAUGUGAUGGUGAUAAAGUGAAGACUAAGGUUGCAGAAAAUAACAUUAUCAGGACAGAAUUAGAUCAGCCUCAUGUUGUUAAUAGUCUUGGUAGUUUGGUUUCGUAUAGUGAUGGAAGCGACGAGGAUGAUGAAUGA
This is a messenger RNA of Oldenlandia corymbosa var. corymbosa, 294 nucleotides long. NCBI's taxonomy places the organism in Eukaryota, Viridiplantae, Streptophyta, Magnoliopsida, Gentianales, Rubiaceae. The record is from the annotation of a GenBank genome assembly.